CCGCAAGCUCAACGAAGUAGAACAGGCCAGUCAGCCCAAAGAGACGUAAGAUACGCGCGCCCGAACGCGGUGAAGACCAAGUCAAACGAAUAUUUGAAUAUAAAUUUCAAUUUCUAUAUAUGUAUAUACAUUAUGUAUGCUGAUUGUGUGUGAAAAAUUGUUGAAUUAUUUCAAAUUAUUGUAAAUUAUUGCAAAUGCAUUGAAGACACAGUGAUAUCGUGUCAGUUUCUGUUAAAUAAUUUUGUGCAUCUUGGAAAAAAAGCACCCAACCUGGUCAAAGAGGAAGAAAACAAGUGGCAAUCGUAAAGCCCCCAUUGUGAAACGAGUCGAUAAGGAUAAUCUAUUAUAGCUCCCGUCAUGGGUUUUAUAAAAUAUUUAAGUUUAUUGGCGCUUAGCCUGGUGGCAAUUCUAGCAUUUUAUGGUCAACCAGCCACUGCCUGCUCCUGCAUGCCCUCGCAUCCACAGACGCAUUUCUGCACAGCGGAUUUCGUUGUUCAGCUGCGUGUGCGACGCAAAUCGGAUAUGAUUGAGCGGGGUAAAACUCACUACAAGGUGCAAAUAAGGCGCACCUAUAAGGCCACACCCGAAGCUCUACGCAUGCUGCGCGAUGGACGCCUCACGUCUCCCAACGUGGAAAGCCUGUGCGGCAUUUCCCUGGACAUAGGCAAGGUCUACAUUAUCGCUGGACGCGUGCCCAUGCUGAAUAUUUGUAGCUACUAUAAGGAAUAUACCAAAAUGACGGUGACAGAGCGUCAUGGUUUUAGCGGUGGAUAUGGCAAGAGUUGUAAUUGCACGGUGACAGCCUGUUUUGGGAACAACUGUUUGCGGAAUCGUGAAUACGUCGAUGGCUGCAAAUGGUCGCCAUUCGGCAAUUGUGAGCGAGAUUACAGCGUCUGUACACCCAGAACCAUUCAAACUCGGCAUGGCAGCAUUUCGCGGUGCCGCUGGCAACGCACACAUGCAUACAAAAAGUGUCUAAGCAAUCCGUAAGAUGCAACAUUUAGUUGCAUUUUGUCGUGCUCUUGUUAUGCCACUGUUUUUCUGUCUUUCUAUUUCUUCCCAACAUCUUUCUCCUCUGUCCUAGAGCUUUAAUAUUAUACCUAAUUGUGUUAUUUAUUAAUUCAAUGCUUUUUUUUUAAGUGUAACCAUAUAAUGUCGUCUAGUAGCUACUUAAUUAGUAUCAUAGAUAUAAAUUUAAUCUUAUAAAAAUACAACUUUGCGUAUGAUUGUA
Drosophila willistoni is the source of this 1231-nucleotide messenger RNA. RefSeq names its product tissue inhibitor of metalloproteinase (gene Timp). NCBI's taxonomy places the organism in Eukaryota, Metazoa, Arthropoda, Insecta, Diptera, Drosophilidae. Gene Ontology annotation, biological process: negative regulation of membrane protein ectodomain proteolysis; negative regulation of endopeptidase activity. The record is from RefSeq and is a predicted model, not a curated record. The transcript has 5 exons. Gene Ontology annotation, cellular component: extracellular matrix. Bases 358 to 990 code for a protein of 210 amino acids. Gene Ontology annotation, molecular function: metalloendopeptidase inhibitor activity; protease binding.